Molecule: messenger RNA, 1137 nt
Organism: Indicator indicator
Lineage: Eukaryota; Metazoa; Chordata; Aves; Piciformes; Indicatoridae
Gene: USP18
Product: ubiquitin specific peptidase 18
Exons: 10
Coding region: 1-1137 (378 amino acids)
Biological process (GO): protein deubiquitination
Cellular component (GO): cytosol; nucleus
Molecular function (GO): cysteine-type deubiquitinase activity; cysteine-type endopeptidase activity
Source: RefSeq, a predicted model, not a curated record
AUGGGACAAAGAAGUGGACGUCAAGAAGGAGGCAAGAAGCUAGAGGUAGCACUAAGCAAGACCAUGGAGGCAGAAGAAGUAGUACAAAAUAAUACAGAGAAAGAUGAAGAAGCAAAGGCCAAAGUAGAGAAGCUAUCAUCAGUCUUUGGUGUGGCAGACUUAAAAAAUGGAGCUGUUGGACUGUACAACAUUGGGCUGAGCUGUUGUCUGAACUCUCUGCUCCAGGUGUUCCUCAUGAAUACGUGCUUCACAGGGAUACUUCGAAGGAUCACAGUGCCACCAGAUGAUGAGCAGAAGAGGAGGAAUGUCCCAUACCAAAUGCUCCUGCUUUUGGAGAAGAUGCAGUGUGGCAAGCAGAACGCUGUUUACCCCAAAGCCUUAGCUUCCUGUCUUUCAAUACACAGAGUGAAAUUGUUUGUGCAGCAUGAUGCUGCCCAGCUCUUUCUGACUCUCUGGAACUUGAUAAAGAAGCAGAUGAAAAAGCCAGAGCUGGUUGAAGAGCUGAAUGAUUUGUACACUAUAUGUAUACAGGAACACCUGGCCUGUCAGAAAUGCUCUUCUGAAACAAAAAGGAAUAGCAGCAUGUUAACCCUCCCACUCUCAGUGCUGGAUUCCAAUUCGCACAUGCUGAAGUCUCUGGAGGACUGUCUGCAAUGCUUUUUCCAUCCAGAAGAGUUGACUGAUCAAAAUAUGUGUUUCUGUGAACAGUGUGGAAGGAAAACACCUUUUCUGCAGAGCAUGAAGCUAGUCCAUCUGCCUCAGAUUCUGACCAUGCACCUAAAGCGCUUCUGCUUUGAAAAAGCAGCCUACAUCCACAAGCUUAGUCACUAUCUGCCAUUCCCAGAAGACCUUGAUUUCAGUGCAGUCUUGACAGAAAACCAGUGCCAAGCAGAUGACAAGGAAAAGGCUGCCUGGAAGUAUGAGAUUUUUGCUGUGGUUGCUCACUCAGGAUCAACCAGUUUUGGACACUACUGUGCCUACAUCCGAAGUCUCACAGAAUGUAAAUGGUACUGUUUCAACGAUUCUCACGUUUGCCAGGUAUCAUGGGAUGAUGUUAAAUGCACCUAUGGGCAUUCCAAACUCCACUGGGGAGAAACAGCCUAUCUCUUGAUUUACAUGAAGAAACGUCCUCAGUAG